Messenger RNA from Seminavis robusta, 579 nucleotides. Lineage: Eukaryota; Bacillariophyta; Bacillariophyceae; Naviculales; Naviculaceae. The record is from the annotation of a GenBank genome assembly.
AUGGUCUCCGUCGACGUGAGAGGCACCGGUGCAUCCUAUGGGCCUCGUCCUAUCGAUUUGGUGGCUCGUGAGGUUCAAGAUUAUGUGGAAGUUGCCGAAUGGGUUCAUGAACAAUCUUGGUGCAACGGGAAAGUGGGUUCUGGAGGGAUCUCCUAUGAUGGGAUCACUGCUGCUUUGGCGGCUGCGGCUUCCAAGAGACUGGUGCAGGCCAUUGUCCUCCUCUUUGCUCCAGGUGAUUUGUUUGAGGAUCUUUGCUUUCCCGGAGGCAUUGUCAACACUGGCCUCCUUUUUGAUGGCACCAUGCACGUGGACAACGAGGAAGCUCAACUGGUGGAAGCUGUUGCCCAACACGACAACCUUAACAUGCUGGCAUCGGCCAAAAAGGUCCAAGCCAAAGAUUCCAUUGUCAAGGCGAACAAUGGCCAGUGGUACUCGAUGGCCUCCUUAGGAAUCACCAGAGAAACAUUUGACUGUCUGAUCCAAAAUGAUGUUGCAGUCUACUCGCUAGCAGGGUACUAUGACAGUGGGUCCUUUCGAUCCUCCGCUCGAUUGCACAAUUACACGUUUUACACCUUUUAA